This is a messenger RNA of Parastagonospora nodorum SN15, 3654 nucleotides long. RefSeq lists its product as hypothetical. Gene Ontology annotation, cellular component: intracellular anatomical structure; catalytic step 2 spliceosome. Bases 1 to 3654 code for a protein of 1217 amino acids. Gene Ontology annotation, molecular function: ATP binding; RNA binding. NCBI's taxonomy places the organism in Eukaryota, Fungi, Ascomycota, Dothideomycetes, Pleosporales, Phaeosphaeriaceae. The record is from RefSeq and is a predicted model, not a curated record. The transcript has a single exon. Gene Ontology annotation, biological process: spliceosomal complex disassembly.
AUGGACGAUCUUGCGAACCUCGAGUUUCUGUCGCUCGUUUCAAAAGUCACGUCGGAAAUACAGAAUCAUGUUGGCGUCUCGGACAAGACGCUCGCGGAAUUCGUGAUUGACCAGCAUGCGAGCUGCAAGAGCGUCACCGAAUACAAAGACCAGCUCGAGGCCAUGGGCGCGGAGUUUCCGCAGAGUUUGGUAGAGAGCAUCGAUCGCCUUAUCUUGACUCUGCAUCCCAAGUACAAGAAGAGCGCGAACGGAAAGAAGACAGACGCAGAAGAUGGACAAGACGCGAAUCGCAAGACUCGCGUCUUCAAGGGUCUGGCAAUACCGGAUAAGGAGGUUCAGUACGAAGUGGCAGAUGAAGAGCCAGUGGCUGGAGCGCCGGAAAUCGAUGCGCUUGACGAUACCUUUGCGAUGCUCGAGGGACUGGCAGGGAAGGCACCGGGCAAGCCCAAGGAACGGUCGCGAAAGAGGAGCAUGAGCCCAUACGACAGCGACGACGAUACAAACAGGAGCAAGAGGCACAGGCGCAAAAACAAGUCACGGUCACGUUCACGGUCACGAUCGCGUAGUCCCAGGCGACGACAGGAAGAACACGAUGAGCUGGUCUUCCAAGACGAAUUUGGCCGCACAAGAACCGUCAAGCGCCAAGACAAGACACGCAGCCGGAAAAAGUACAGAGACGAAGACCUCGACGAGUUCCGACGACCGCCUACGCCCGAGCUUGACGAUGAGCCCGUUCUAUACAAGGUUUAUGACGGCAAGGUUACGGGCGUCAAGGACUUUGGCUGCUUCGUGAAUCUGCAAGGCGUGAAGGGCAAGGUCGACGGACUCGUCCAUGUCACACAAAUGGUCGAAGGCGCGCGCGUCAACCACCCGUCCGACAUCGUGUCAAGAAUGCAACAAGUCAAAGUGAAAGUGGUCAAGAUGGAGAAUGGCAGGAUAUCGCUGUCAAUGAAAGAAGUGGACCAGCAGUCUGGGCGCGACCUCGCUCCUGGGAAGCGCAUUGCAGCAGGUGCACCAAACUUUGCCUCGGGCGCAAACUCUCAGGGAUUGGGUGGCAUUCCCGGUAUUGACGCAGCCGUGCCCGUCGUAGAAGACGGCUACAACGGCCGCAAGAACGGUACGAGAAAGCGAAUGACUUCACCUGAAAGAUGGGAAAUCCAACAGCUUAUUGCUUCUGGCGUAAUACCCAAGUCAGACUAUCCUGAACUUAAUGAGGACUUCAACGCACAUGUCAAUGGCGAGGGCGGCUUCGAGGAAGAGGAAGACGUCGACAUUGAAGUACGCGAGGAGGAACCGCCAUUUUUGGCUGGACAGACCAAGCAAUCCCUCGAACUUUCUCCGAUUCGAGUCGUCAAGGCGCCUGACGGCUCGCUCAACCGCGCUGCCAUGGCAGGUGACACGCUUGCGAAAGAGCGUCGUGAUCUCAGACAACAAGAAGCACAAGAGAAAGCAGCGAAGGAGGCAGCGAAUGUCGAUCUCAGCCAGCAAUGGAACGAUCCUAUGGCCCAGACAAAACAAUUCGCAAGCGAUCUCCGCAAUACACGCACAAAUCAGCCCAGCGAGUCGCAACCAGAGUGGAAGAAGAUCUCGGCCGGUAGUCGAGAUAUCUCCAUGGGCAAGCGCACUGACAUGAGCAUCAAAGAUCAAAGGGAGUCCUUGCCUGUUUACAAAUUCAGAAAACAGCUUCUCGAGGCCGUAGCACAGCACCAGAUAUUGAUCGUCGUUGGUGAUACUGGAUCUGGCAAGACUACGCAAAUGACUCAAUACCUUGCUGAAGCCGGAUAUGCCAACGAGCUGGUUAUUGGAUGCACACAGCCUAGACGUGUUGCAGCCAUGAGUGUAGCCAAGCGUGUAGCAGAAGAAGUAGGCUGCAAGCUUGGAAACGAGGUCGGAUACACUAUUCGAUUCGAAGACAACACAUCACCAGACACAAGGAUAAAAUACAUGACGGACGGUAUCCUCCAGCGAGAGAUUCUGCUGGACCCGAUGCUUAACAAGUACAGCUGCAUCAUGUUGGACGAGGCCCACGAACGUACGAUCGCUACGGACGUGUUGUUUGGUCUGCUGAAGAAGACACUUAAGCGCCGGCCUGAUAUGAAGCUCAUCGUCACCAGUGCCACACUCGAUGCCGACAAGUUUUCUGAGUACUUCUACAAGUGCCCCAUCUUCUCAAUCCCUGGUCGUACCUUCCCGGUUGAGGUCAUGUAUAGCCGGGAGCCAGAGUCGGAUUACCUUGAUGCUGCGCUCGUCACGGUCAUGCAAAUCCAUUUGACUGAACCAGCUGGUGAUAUCUUGCUGUUCCUGACGGGCAAGGAGGAGAUUGACUCGUCUUGCGAAGUAUUAAGCGAACGCAUGAAAGCUCUAGGACCCAACGUGCCGGAGCUGAUGAUUCUACCCAUUUACGGAGCAUUACCGUCAGAAGUUGCGUCUCGCAUUUUCGAGCCUUCGCCAUCGGGUACACGUAAAGUCGUCAUCGCCACCAACAUCGCUGAAACCUCUCUUACGAUUGACGGUAUUUACUACGUCGUCGACCCAGGUUUCGUCAAACAGUCUUCCUACGACGGCAAGCUUGGUAUGGACCGCUUGCAAAUCACCCCCAUCUCACAGGCACAAGCACGCCAAAGAUCUGGUCGGGCGGGUCGAACAGGACCAGGAAAGUGUUUCCGCCUCUACACUGAAGCCGCCUUCCAGAACGAAAUGCUUCCCACUACGAUUCCUGAGAUCCAACGACAGAAUCUCUCGAAUACCAUCCUCAUGCUCAAAGCCAUGGGCAUCAACGACCUCCUACACUUCGACUUCAUGGACCCACCCCCGACCAACACCAUGUUAACCGCCCUCGAAGAACUCUACCAACUCGGCGCCCUCGACGACGAAGGCCUCCUCACGCGUCUCGGCCGCCAAAUGGCCGACUUCCCGAUGGACCCGUCUCUCUCGAAGUCCCUCAUUAAAUCUGUUGACCUCCAAUGCUCAGACGAAAUCCUCACCAUUGUCGCCAUGAUUUCCGCCACGCAAUCCGUCUUCCACCGCCCCCGCGACAAGCAGCAGCAAGCCGAUCAAAAGAAGCAGAAAUUUAACGACGCAUCGGGCGACCACAUCACGCUACUCAACGUGUACAACGGCUGGAAACAAGGCGGAUUUAGCGUGCCGUGGUGUCACGAGAACUUCGUCAUGCCCCGCAACAUGCAGCGCGUCAAGGAUGUGCGCAAUCAAUUACUGCAAAUCAUGGCGCGCCACAAGCACCCCGUCGUGUCCUGCGGCCGCAACACAAUCAAAGUCCGCCAGGCUCUCUGCUCAGGCUUCUUCCGCAACAGCGCGCGCAAAGACCCGAGCGAGGGCUACAAGACGCUCGUCGAGGGCACGCCCGUCUACCUGCACCCCAGCUCCAGCUUGUUCGGCAAACCCGCCGAACAUGUGAUUUACCACAGUUUGGUCGAGACCACCAAGGAGUACAUGCAUUGUUGUAGUGCGAUUGAGCCCAAGUGGCUGGUGGAGGCCGCGCCGACGUUUUUCAAGGUCGCCGGCACGGAUAAGUUGAGUAAGAGGAAGAAGGCGGAGAGGAUUCAGCCGCUGCAUAAUAAGUUCCAGGGUGAGGAUGAUUGGAGGCUGUCAGCGCAGAGGAGGGCGGGGAGGGGAGGUGGUGGGACUUGGGGAUAG